Messenger RNA from Acanthosepion pharaonis, 666 nucleotides. The record is from the annotation of a GenBank genome assembly. NCBI's taxonomy places the organism in Eukaryota, Metazoa, Mollusca, Cephalopoda, Sepiida, Sepiidae.
AUGCUUUACCACCUAUCGAAUUGCCUUCUCUGCGUUUUUUCUCUUUCUUUAUUCUCUUCUUUUAUUUCUUUCUUAAUUUUAUUUCACAUUUCUUUUGUUCUUCUUCUGUGUCUCUUUCUUUCUUCCUUUCUUCCUUUCUUUCUUUCUUUCUUUCUUUUUCUUGGGCUUUUUGCUCAAGUAUGUCUUGAUAGGCUUUAUCGCCUAUACAAUUGUAUCCUUUGGCCUUCUUUCUUUUCCUUUUUUUUCUCUUGUUCUGUUUCUUACUUUUCAUUCCUUUCUUCUCUCUUUCUAUUUCUUUCCUUCUUUCUUUUCCUCUCUCGUUCUGUUUCUUUCUUUUCUCUUCCUUUCCUCUCUCGUUCUCUUUCUUUCUUUCUUUCAGGCUUUUUUCUCAAGUAUGUCUUAAUAGUCUUUAUCGCCUAUACAAUUGCCUCCUUUAUUUUUCUCUCUCUUUCUUUUUUCUUCCGUUCUAUUUCAUUCUUAAUUUUGCUUUACACUACUUUCUUUCCUCUUCCAUUGCUCCUUAUUUUUCUCUUUAUCUUUCUUUUUCUUUUCAACUCUAUUCUUUCUCUUUCUUUCCUGUCUUUCUUUUCCAAUUUUUUUUCUCCUUUACGGUAUGACAUUUCUGAUUCCCCGCCAUGCAGCCAAAUAGUCGCCAUUACCUUGUAA